AGACUAAUGGAUCGGUUCGGUCACGCACUAUAGCAACCGGGGAGCAUCUGUGAUCUGAGUCUGCAUCAGAUGUGCUGUCAAUCUAUCUGACGCAUCUUCCUUUUUUAAUUCACCCAAAAACUCCUCAUUUCGUUUGAAAAAUGUCAAAGGGACUGUCGGGUUUCUCUGUCCGUGAUAUUUUGGAUCUGCAGGAGACGAACGAUGAAGAAUCAGUGACUGAUGACACUGAAGAUGAGGCGGACGAAGAACAUCGUCAGAAUGAAUGUGGAAACCAGCAGGCAUCCAUCGGAGACGCGCUUUGGAUCCAGUCUAAAUGUGGUCACCAAUAUUCAUCAUCUCCAGAGUGUUCAACGCCAGAAGUACCCACGGAUGAGUGUCAUGAUGCGCACGGGGAAGGUUCGGACAACUGUGCCGAGAAAAGACGCAAACGAAGAAUUUUAUUCUCAAAAGCACAAACGUUCGAGUUGGAAAGACGCUUUAGGCAACAGAGAUAUUUAUCAGCCCCCGAGAGAGAACAUCUCGCCAAAGUUUUGCGUUUGACUCCAACACAAGUGAAGAUUUGGUUCCAGAAUCAUCGGUAUAAAGUGAAAAGAGCCCGGGCGGAGAAAGGACUGGACCCGGGUUAUCUGGCGUCUCCACGGCGCGUGUCUGUUCCCGUUCUGAUGAGGGACGGCAGACCGUGUCAUCUAUUUCAUUUACCGGACAUGUUGGCUUCUGGUCCGGCAUGUGGACCAUUUUCGGCUUUUAGUAUGAAACAAUUUCCUGAGAUACACUACAGUAAUAAUCAUUUACGCGCAAACUUCAUGACGCACCUGACAGCUGUCAAUCAUCCGUCGCACCUGCAACCGUGGACGUGGUGAGCUUGACGAAACCUGCAAUAUUUUACGUGGCUUAAAAGGACAC
This is a messenger RNA of Triplophysa rosa, 903 nucleotides long. RefSeq names its product NK2 homeobox 2b (gene nkx2.2b). Gene Ontology annotation, cellular component: nucleus. Gene Ontology annotation, molecular function: RNA polymerase II cis-regulatory region sequence-specific DNA binding; DNA-binding transcription factor activity, RNA polymerase II-specific. NCBI's taxonomy places the organism in Eukaryota, Metazoa, Chordata, Actinopteri, Cypriniformes, Nemacheilidae. Gene Ontology annotation, biological process: cell differentiation; regulation of transcription by RNA polymerase II. Bases 141 to 860 code for a protein of 239 amino acids. The record is from RefSeq and is a predicted model, not a curated record. The transcript is spliced from 2 exons.